This is a messenger RNA of Lagopus muta (rock ptarmigan), 828 nucleotides long. RefSeq names its product DnaJ heat shock protein family (Hsp40) member C9 (gene DNAJC9). Bases 44 to 826 code for a protein of 260 amino acids. Gene Ontology annotation, cellular component: cytoplasm; nucleus. Lineage: Eukaryota; Metazoa; Chordata; Aves; Galliformes; Phasianidae. The record is from RefSeq and is a predicted model, not a curated record. Gene Ontology annotation, molecular function: heat shock protein binding. The transcript is spliced from 5 exons.
CGCAUGCGCCGUGCCGCGGGGCGGUUGGCGGGCUGCGGGCGGGAUGGGGCUGCUUCAGGACUGCCAGGCCGCCUUCGGUGCCGCCGACCUGUACGGCGCGCUGGGCGUCCGCCGGGAGGCCUCGCCUGAGGAGAUCCGCCGCGCCUAUCACCGCGCCUCGCUCCGCGUCCACCCCGACCGGGCCGAGCCCGAAGCCAAGGAGGAGGCGACGCGGCGCUUCCAGAUCCUGGGCAAAGCCUACGCUGUGCUGAGCGAUGCGGAACAGCGCGCCGUGUACGACGAGCAGGGCACGGUGGACGAGGAGGGCGAGGCGCUGCGGGCCGAGCGGGACUGGCAGGAAUACUGGAGGCUGCUCUUCAAGAAGAUCACCGUCAAAGAUAUUCAAGACUUUGAGAAGAACUACAAAGAUUCAGAGCAAGAGCUAGCGGAUAUUAAAUCGGCUUACAUGGAUUUUGAGGGUGACAUGGACAGAAUAAUGGAGUCAGUGCUGUGUGUAGACUACACGGAUGAGCCAAGAGUGAGGAAGAUCAUAAAAAGAGCCAUUGAUGCUGGAGAACUCCCAUCCUACAAAGCUUUUGUGAAAGAGUCCAAGCAGAAAAUGAUGGCAAGAAAGAGGCGGGCUGAAAAAGAAGCUAAGGAGGCAGAAGAGAGCAGAAAAGAACUGGGCCUCGGUGAUGGAGAAGAUGACUUGAAAGCACUGAUUCAAAGCAGAAAUAAAGACCGAAAAAAGCAGAUGGAUGACUUUUUGGCCCAAAUGGAAGCAAAAUACGGGAGUAACGCUAAAAAGGGAGGAAAGAAGACUGCAGCCAAGAAAGGAAAGAAAUAAAG